Penaeus chinensis is the source of this 715-nucleotide messenger RNA. Its product is annotated as venom toxin OcyC11-like. Bases 108 to 419 code for a protein of 103 amino acids. Lineage: Eukaryota; Metazoa; Arthropoda; Malacostraca; Decapoda; Penaeidae. The transcript has 3 exons. The record is from RefSeq and is a predicted model, not a curated record.
GCAUGUACGCAUCACAGUGCACGUCAGAACGCUCCACAUUGUCAGCCACGAUAGCUUGGUAGUAAUAGCCUUGAUAUUUUCAGUGUGCAGGAGGACACGGUAUAAGGAUGGCUCGAGUUUUUGUGGCCCUGCUGGCACUCGCGCUCGCUGCUGCGGUGACCCAGGGAGCCCUCCAACAUCUCUACGCAGAUAAUCCAGUGCUCCCAGGGAUGUGUGUAGACAGGGAAUCACUUGUUUUCUCUGAGGGAUCCACCUGGUAUUUGAAAGGUUGUAUACGGGCAUCGUGCAGAAGUUACGAAGGCAGAAUGGUUAUCACGUAUGCCUCCUGCUCUCCCAUCGGUAUCGCACCAAACUGUAAACUGGUAACAGACGAAUCAUUGGUUUACCCUGGUUGCUGCCCUAGACCUAAAUGCUCCUAAGAGAUUCUGAGCUGUACCCCAAUUUAUACCAACUUUAGAGAAGCUUCAGUUAUAUAUAUAUAUAUAUAUAUAUAUAUAUAUAUAUAUAUAUAUAUACAUAUACAUUCUUUUUUCAUUCUUUUUAUAAGCCAGAUGAUGACGUUGAACAGUUGUAUUUCUUAGAAAGCAUUAUAUGUUUUAAUUCCCUGUAUAAUGACAAUUAAGCAGUAUAUUAUGAAUGUAGGCAACACCUUCCUAUGUAAUGCAUUUUUUAGAUUGGAGAAAGAAGUGGGAAAUCAAUAAUAAGAUAAUAAUAA